UUUUUUGAUUAUGGCGUACGUUGCACUUAGCGAAGCCGAGAAAACGUUUAUAUUGCAUGGCGUAGAGGAGGAUUUUCGCUGCGAUGGGCGGUCUCGUCGGGAUUACCGGCCCAUGGAGCUGGAGACUGGGCUGGUGAGCAAUGCGAGUGGAUCGGCUCGUCUCCGCUUAGCCAACACGGACAUCCUCGUGGGCAUCAAGACAGAAAUCGAUGUGCCCGAUCCCUUGACUCCGGAAUUCGGUAAACUCGAGUUCUUUGUGGAUUGCUCUGCUAAUGCCACGCCAGAGUUUGAGGGUCGCGGCGGCUCAGACCUGGCCCAGGAGCUAGUGCUCGCUCUGGAAAAUGCCUACGAAUCCCCUUUAGCCUUUGACUAUCGCACAUUGUGCCUUAUACCGGGUCAGCAGUGCUGGAAGCUCUAUAUUGACAUCUUGAUACUCGAGUGCGGUGGAAAUCUUCACGACGCCGUUUCCCUGGCCGCCAAGGCAGCGUUGCACAACACAAAACUGCCGCGAGUAACUGCCUCCCUAUUGGAUGCCGGCGUCACGGAUCUCAUUAUAUCAGACAAUCCGUACGACUGCACACGACUAACCAUUGAUACGGUUCCCCUGCUGGUCACUGUGUGCAAAAUCGGCGACUAUUGCCUUGUUGAUCCCUCAGCGGAGGAGGAGGCUUGCAGCACUGUCAGCAUAGUUGUAUCCGUAUCGAUGCGGAAUGGAGAAGCCUUCCUUUCCGGCUCCCACAUGACUGGCGGCGGCGCUAUGCACAGAGAUACCAUGCGCAAUUGCCUGAAUCUCGGCCUGUCGAUUGGCGAACAACUAAACACGCUGCUCGCAAAGGUGCUGAAGCAGGAGGAGGAGCGCGUGGGACCUAAGCGGCCCAAGACGGUUGGAUUUCUUAAAUAAAAAAUCGUUGAAUUGGUAUGAAAA
Drosophila persimilis is the source of this 925-nucleotide messenger RNA. It is a transcript of the gene Rrp42, whose product is annotated as exosome complex exonuclease RRP42. The transcript has 5 exons. The coding region runs from base 11 to 901 and encodes 296 amino acids. Gene Ontology annotation, cellular component: cytoplasmic exosome (RNase complex); nuclear exosome (RNase complex). The record is from RefSeq and is a predicted model, not a curated record. Lineage: Eukaryota; Metazoa; Arthropoda; Insecta; Diptera; Drosophilidae. Gene Ontology annotation, biological process: exonucleolytic trimming to generate mature 3'-end of 5.8S rRNA from tricistronic rRNA transcript (SSU-rRNA, 5.8S rRNA, LSU-rRNA); nuclear polyadenylation-dependent mRNA catabolic process; U5 snRNA 3'-end processing.